AUGAGAUAUUUUUUCUUUGGAAAAGAUUUUAUUUACCAUUAUGAUCCAAUUAUACCCAUAAUAGAAAUAACAAAUACUUUAAAUCCAAUUUCAUCAAUAGAUGGAUAUGGUAUAUUUACAAUGAUAAUAUUAGAAUUUACAUCAAUAUCAUCAAAUUGUACUCACUUUGCAACAUUAACUACAAAAAACCAAUUAAUAAUUUAUGAAUGGAAGAAUUUUUAAAUGUUAGAAUAUGGAUAUAUUUUUAAUAUCAAUACGGAUUUUAAUUGUUAUAAUAUCAAUUUGUAUACUGAAUAUAAUAUCUUACUUGAUUGUUAUGCUUAUAAUCAUUUUUAUUUAGUUGCCUUUAUGAAUAGUACUUUCAAUAUAGUUUAUUCAAUUCGAGCAAACGAACCAAAUUCAUCAAAAAUUUACAGAAUUUAUAAUGAUUAAAAAUUAUUUAUAAUUUAUGCCUAAUAUUAUCAAAAUUAUUCCAUCCUUACAUUAUUUACAUCUCAAUAUGAAAAUUUAACAACUACUAAAAUGAAUUUAUAGAAUUUAGUGUUCCUGAGAGAAAAUCCAUAUAUUUAUAUCCUCCUAAGAAGAAUAUUAUUAUAAUUUUAUAUCACAUAAAAUAAUACUUUUAAUGAAAACUAUAAAUUUACUUUUCCAAAAUAACUAGAUAAUAUUCAAGUUUAUUAUGACUACUAAGCUCCAUGUGAUUAAAUAGAGGUUUUAUCAUAUGAUACUCAAAAAGGAAAAUUUAAUGUAUUUACAAUGUCAGGGUGUUAAAGCGGAUUAACUGAAAAUAGUAAUGGAUUUUCCUAUUCUUCUAAAAAACUAGAACAUGUGAUUUAGUUUUUUUUUAAUAAUCAAUUUGGAUUAUUUUAAUCAGAAGAUUUUCUCCUAUUAUAUUCACAAGGAGUGCUUAUUGGAAGUAUUUUAUUUGAAGAGGGCACUUAAAUAUUUUUUAAUCCUUAUAAUAACUAUUUAUUUGUAUUUGAACUAACAAUUGCUGUCUAUUAAUUAGAGAUACCUUCACUAUAAAUUAAUCUAACAGAUUAAUAACAAGUUGGAAAUACAUAUGAUAUUACAAUUUUUGCUUAACAUUUAAGGGAAAAUAUCAAUGGUACUUGUGAACUAUAAAUGUCAAUUACAAUUUUAGAUUAGAACGAUACAAAUAUUUAUGCAUAAAUACAACUUUCAGGUGAUUUAAACUUCCCAAUGUAUAGAAUUUCUGAAGCUUAAAAAAAUAUAUCAUUUUAGGAAGAUUUUUCAGGCAAUUUGUUGUCUUAUUAUGUGAAUCUAGAUAAUGAAUUAUUUGGAUCAUUUAUUUAGAAGACCUAUUAACAAUUGUUUGAGUUUCAAGAUUAUUGGCCUAAUUUUUGUAUACAUUUUAUGUAGGAGAAGGGGUAUACUUAAUUGGAAUUUAAGACCAAUCAAUAUCAAUCUUUAAUUAAUUGCAUUAUUUUGAAUCUUUUAAUCCUUACAUGA
Paramecium sonneborni is the source of this 1473-nucleotide messenger RNA. The record is from the annotation of a GenBank genome assembly. Lineage: Eukaryota; Ciliophora; Oligohymenophorea; Peniculida; Parameciidae.